AACACAUUCUUUAUUGAACAGAGUCGCAGAAUAAUGACGUAACAGUGUUUUGGUGCGUUCAGCUUGAAGCAUCUCUCUGCAGUUCACUUAACGUACUUGUUGCCUUUUAUCAUUGUUAAAACCAUGUAUUUUAUUCGAUUUCUUUCCAAAGGUAUUAAUACCUUUAAAAAGGGUAGAGUUUUUGCUGCAACUGUUUUGGCUUUGGCAGAGGAGAAAAAACGUUUGGAACCAGUGACGGAAGAAUGUUCUCUAUCACCAACUAUGAUGGCACUGAAAACGGCAAAAACAAAUAAACCCUAUGAAGCCAAGGAGCCCAAAGCUGCUGGUCCAGACACUAAGCCAGUGAAGAAGUCUUCAGGACCUGGUAAACCUUGCAGCAGUCCAGGAGUCUAUAAACCAUGCGAACGAGAAUGCGUUAAAAAAGAAGUGGAACAAGAAGUCAAGUGUGUAGAUGACCUGAAGGACAAAGCUUCGGAACAAUUAAAUGAAUUUAGAAAAGCUCACACGACACCUGUCGGCAAUGUCACAACGGGGUCAGGGGCGCCAUUGGGAGUGAAUGCUAAAACGACUAGUUUGUCAACUGGUACCACUGGCUAUAUUUUACUUCAAGAUUCCGUAUUAUUGGAAGAAUUAGCACAUUUUAAUAGAGAACGUAUUCCAGAAAGAGUUGUGUCAGCUAAAGGAGCAGGCGCAUUUGGUCAGUUUGAAGUGACCGAGGACUUUUCCAAAUAUUGCAAAACAACUAUCUUCAAUAAAGGCAAGAAAACUCAAGUGGCAGUUCGAUUUUCUAGUUUUGGUAGUGAAAAUGGCACUGCGGACACAGAGCGAGACAUACGAGGCUUUUCUAUAAAGUUCUAUUCAGAAGAUGGUGUCUGGGAUCUAGUCGGCGCUAAUACACCAGUUUUUUUUAUUCAAGAUCCAAUGAAUUUGCCAAGUUUGGUUCAUGCCAUGAGAAGAAAUCCUGUAACGCAUUUAAAGGAUGCUGAUAUGUUCUGGGACUACAUUACAUUACGUCCAGAGACUGUCCAUCAAAUCCUAUUUCUGUUUUCUGACCGAGGACUUCCUGAUGGUUACAGACACAUGAAUGGGUACGGAAUACAUGCUUACAAACUGACCAACAAAAAUGGAGAGAGUUUCUUCUGCAAAUUCCACUUAAAGACUAACCAGGGUAUUCGAAAUUUAACUCCAGACCAAGCCCUCUUUCUUGCCAGUAUGGAAUCAGACUAUUGCACUAGAGAUUUAUUUAAUGCAAUCGGUGAAAAACGUUGUCCAUCGUGGACAUUGUGUGCUCAGAUUAUUCCAGAAAGUGAAGCUUUAGAGUUGGCAAAGACAGCAAACAACCUGUUUGAUGCCACAAAGGUCUGGUCACAGAAGACUUACCCAUUGAUCAAUAUUGGCAAACUGACACUCAAUAGAAAUCCCAAAAGUUAUUUUUCAGAAGUGGAACAACUGGCCUACUCUCCAGCUAAUUUGGUGCAAGGUAUUGAUGUCAGUCCAGACAAGUUGUUGCAGGGUCGUAUCUUUGCUUACUCAGACAGCCAGCGCUAUAGAUUGGGUCCCAAUUAUCAACAACUCUGUGCUAAUAGUAACCCUUGCUUGAAGACUAAAACCUAUCAGCGAGAUGGAGAUAACUUUGUGGAUCUGACAGAAGGUGGACCAAAUUUCUUUCCUAAUAGUUAUAAUGGACCAGUGGAGAAACCUGGAAUUCAGGAAAGCUGUAAUGUCAUUCCUGAAACAACCACUAGUCGCCACGUGCUGAAAGAAGAGGACCAUUUCAGUCAGGCCAAAGUAUUUUACAAAGAGGUGUUAAAAGAUGAAGAGCAAAAAAAUCUAGCCAAGAACAUAGCUUGCCACCUCCAACGAGCUCACUCCUGUCUGCAAGAUAAAGUCUUAGCAUUGUUUCAGCAAGUGGAUGAACAGCUUCACAAAGAUAUUGCUACUUAUUUGGCCGAAUAUCAAGCCGCAAUUUUUGAGACUGAAGUUGCAUUAGCAACAAGCCAAAAGAAAACUGACGCGAAAUCCAACUAGGCUCUUUGAUUCUUGAGGUUUUUGUUUUGUUUUGACAUCGUUGUUUAUUUUGUCUUUUCACACAUGAAUAGUAUUUGAAAUGGUGUAGGUUCACCAAUGGUUUACCUUUUUUAAAAUAAAGACUACUCUAGACUCGA
Molecule: messenger RNA, 2165 nt
Organism: Biomphalaria glabrata
Lineage: Eukaryota; Metazoa; Mollusca; Gastropoda; Planorbidae
Product: catalase-like
Exons: 13
Coding region: 124-2028 (634 amino acids)
Biological process (GO): hydrogen peroxide catabolic process; response to hydrogen peroxide
Cellular component (GO): cytoplasm; mitochondrion; peroxisome
Molecular function (GO): catalase activity; heme binding
Source: RefSeq, a predicted model, not a curated record